Lachancea nothofagi CBS 11611 is the source of this 1077-nucleotide messenger RNA. Lineage: Eukaryota; Fungi; Ascomycota; Saccharomycetes; Saccharomycetales; Saccharomycetaceae. The record is from the annotation of a GenBank genome assembly.
AUGCAAAUCUCGAAAUUGAAAUGUAGCAUUAUGAUGGGAUUUGGAAUGUUUCAAAGCACACUCAAAGGAGCUUUAAGCCACAUAUCACAGCUUAGAUCGCUUCCCAAGAAUACCAGAAUGGUCCACAACAAAGUAACUAUCAUUGGGUCAGGCCCAGCCGCCCAUACCGCCGCUAUCUACCUCGCAAGAGCGGAAAUCAAGCCCACACUGUACGAGGGUAUGUUCGCCAAUGGUGUGGCCGCUGGUGGCCAGCUCACCACCACCACAGAGAUCGAAAACUUCCCUGGGUUUCCAGAGGGUCUCACCGGUAGCGAGCUCAUGGACAAGAUGAAAGAGCAAUCAGAGCGUUUCGGUACCGAAGUGAUCACUGAGACCGUGGCCAAGGUAGACGUGACGUCGAGACCAUUCAAGUACUGGACUGAGUUCAACGAAGACGCUGAGCCUAAUACCACAGACGCCUUGAUUCUAGCAACAGGCGCUUCAGCCAAAAGAAUGAACCUCCCCGGCGAGGAAACCUACUGGCAGCAGGGUAUUUCGGCUUGUGCCGUGUGUGACGGUGCCGUGCCCAUCUUCAGAAACAAGCCUCUAGCCGUGAUUGGCGGUGGUGACUCUGCCUGUGAAGAAGCAAGCUUCUUGACCAAGUAUGGUUCCAAAGUCUACAUGUUGGUGAGAAAGGACCAUCUACGUGCCUCGACCAUCAUGCAGAGACGUGCCGAGAAGAACGAGAAGAUUGAAAUCUUAUACAACACUGAGGGUCUCGAGGCCAAGGGUGACGGUAAGUUUUUGAACGCUCUCAGACUUUUGAAUAACAAAACGAAGCAGGAAUACGACCUACCCGUCAACGGCCUGUUCUACGCUAUUGGUCACACUCCAGCCACCUCAAUCGUUGCUGGACAAGUCGAUUUGUAUGAAAACGGGUACGUGAAGACUGUUCCUGGCAGCGCCAUCACCUCUGUCCCUGGUGUUUUUGCCGCCGGAGAUGUCCAGGACUCCAGAUACAGACAAGCCAUCACUUCCGCAGGUUCUGGUUGUAUGGCCGCGUUGGAUGCCGAAAAGUUUUUGGCCGAACAAGAAUAA